AUGUUCGGAACAUCAAAAGAUGUAAAAAAUUUCAACAGAGAGCGCAGUGAAACGCGCAGGAACCAGUGGGGCUCCACGCGUAUGAAGAUCCGAGGCCCUGGCGACGGACCACGCCGCUCGGUGCCCUUCCAGAGGAUCUCCAUCACUGGGAUACACAUAACUGGGGUGCCGUUAGAUGAUUUAAAACGUUCAGCAAGCUUCCUAAUAAAUGCUCUAAAUUUGAGAAAAAAAUACAUGGAAAUAUCCCACCAAUCAUUUCCAGACGACUUGGCCUACUAUCUGACCCACAACGAGUGUCCGCCUUAUUUCAAUGACAAUAAAGAUAAGCCACAAACUAACGAAGCCUACCUACGAUUUGAUCCUGAUCUCGACGAGAAGUACUGUGACUUAACGAACUGCUCGUCAGAGGAACUCUUUAAUUUUCAGCAAAUAGACAGACAGAACAUGCGAUCUGAGACAGACCUGCUUUUACCAGGAACGUUAUCGACAAUAUAUUCGAGGUUUACUAAGAUUCAAGACAGUCAAGAAGAUUUGCAAGAUGAAGGACCGGGAGAUGAAGAUCCGUGGAACUGUCCUACUCCUCCAGACCGGCAUUUAGUGUAUCGAUGGAAGCACGGGAUAGUGCAGGUCUUUAAAAACAAAGAAGAUGCCCACGAAAACAAGAAAAUGAACUACCGCUACUUAUCCUUCAAACAAUACGUAGAGGACAUGAGUCUUCUCACUGAUAUGAUUUCUGAUGGACCAUUGAAGUCGUUCUGUUAUCGCCGGCUAAGCUACCUGUCGUCGAAGUUUAAGAUGCAUGUCCUGUUGAAUGAACUACACGAGCUGGCUCUUCAAAAAGCCGUACCACACCGGGACUUCUACAACGUUAGGAAAGUAGACACGCAUAUCCACGCCGCGUCUUGCAUGAAUCAGAAGCACCUGUUGCGGUUCAUUAAACGCACACUGCGAGCCCAGCCCGGCCAGGUGGUGGCUCUGAGGGACGGCGCGCCCAUGACGCUGAAGGCGGUCUUCGAGGAAAUGCAGCUGGAUGCAUAUGAUCUUAAUGUGGACAUAUUGGAUGUUCACGCGGAUCGCAACACGUUCCAUCGAUUUGAUAGAUUUAAUGCCAAAUAUAACCCAGUAGGAGAGAGCAGACUCCGAGAAGUAUUUCUAAAAACUGAUAAUUACAUGAAUGGAGCCUACUUUGCAGAUAUUUUAAAGGAAGUGAUGAGCGACUUGGAAGACAGCAAGUAUACAUACGCUGAGCCCCGGAUCUCCGUGUACUGUAAGCGGGCGUCGGAGUGGGGCGAGCUGGCCGCGUGGGCUCUGAGACGUCGCGUGUACUCCCCACACGUGCGGUGGCUUGUGCAAGUGCCGAGACUAUAUGAUGUCUACCGCAUAAACAAUCUGUUGAAGAAUUUUCAAGAAUUCCUUAAUAAUUUGUUCGAUCCCCUGUUUAAAGUUUCUAUUGAUCCUCAUUCGAAUCCCGAAUUACACAAGUUUCUGACUCACGUGAUAGGUUUCGACAGUGUAGACGAUGAAUCGAAACCAGAAAAUCCAAAUCUGACAGAAAAUAUGAAAACUCCUGAACAAUGGGACGAUGAAGAGAAUCCUCCAUAUGCCUACUAUCUGUACUAUAUGUACGCGAAUAUUGUGAUGUUAAAUCAACUGAGAAAGGAACAAGGUUUGAACACGUUCGUUCUCCGGCCUCAUUGCGGAGAGGCCGGCCCCCCGGCUCACUUGUGUGCUGGCUUCCUGCUCGCGGAGAACAUCUCACAUGGACUUAUAUUACGGAAAGUGCCAGCGUUGCAAUACAUAUACUACCUGUCCCAGAUCUUCAUAGCCAUGUCCCCUCUCAGUAACAACUCCCUGUUCCUUCGUUACCAUCGUAACCCGCUGCCGGAUUACUUUUCGCGAGGACUGAGGGUCACGUUGAGCACCGAUGACCCAUUGCAAUUCCAUUAUACUAAGGAGCCUCUGAUGGAGGAGUACGGCAUCGCGGCCCAAGCCUGGAAGUUUAGCUCCUGUGAUAUGUGCGAGCUGGCGAGAAACUCUGUGCUCAUGUCGGGAUUUCCCCGCGAGAUGAAGCAGCGCUGGGUGGGGUUGACGUACGAGCGUGCGGGCGCGGCCGGGAACGACAUCGCCCGCACCAACGUACCUGACCUUCGCUUGACCUACCGCCUCGAGACACUACGAGCUGAACUAAACAACCUCUUUGGAGUGUGA
Molecule: messenger RNA, 2208 nt
Organism: Danaus chrysippus (African queen)
Lineage: Eukaryota; Metazoa; Arthropoda; Insecta; Lepidoptera; Nymphalidae
Source: the annotation of a GenBank genome assembly